Messenger RNA from Mollisia scopiformis, 465 nucleotides. RefSeq lists its product as uncharacterized. The record is from RefSeq and is a predicted model, not a curated record. The transcript has 4 exons. The coding region runs from base 1 to 465 and encodes 154 amino acids. Lineage: Eukaryota; Fungi; Ascomycota; Leotiomycetes; Helotiales; Mollisiaceae.
AUGCCUACACGCAGUAUCCGUUCAUUCAUCAGCGAUCUUUCCGCCAUCGGAGACGACGUUCGCAGCACCGAGCCCUUCCCAGAGUAUAAUGAUCCUUUCCUUCACGAUCCGCAGUACUUUCAAGCUCCAGUCUCGACACCGCCAUCAUACCGGACAAUGGAAUCAACGCAGAAAGUUCUUUGGGAUCCCGAUGAUGAUGAUAGUGUCAUUUCGCAAGAGCUUCAGAUUAUCUUGGAUUGGUAUUCGUUUAUGAAUAUAAAUGGCAUAAGUCGCCAACUCGACAAACACCUCCUUAAUGUCGUCUUCGCAACUCCUCUAGGCAAAGUCAACUUGACUCAAAAACUGUUCGCCAAACAUCAGCACCUCAUUUUGGUGCCGUUGCAGGACAAGUACUUCGAGAGCAAAGUCGAAGAGUACGAGGAGGAUGCCGACAGGAUAUCAGGAGAUAUGGAUGAUCCACAUUAG